CUAAACCCUCGCUCAAGUUUUUCCUCUUGAAAAAUGACGGAAGAAGCAAAGCAAGCCGUGAAGGAAGAAGAGGACGACCUUGACGGCCCCAUUUCUGCUCUCAAUCGCAAAUCCUUGAAAAAGAAGGAACCAACAUCCAAGGACGGGUUAGACGACGAUGACGUUCCGCUUGCUUUUUCCAAGGCGAAGAAGAAAAAACCCUCCAAUCCUCCCAGGGUGAAGAAAGAGGAGCCCGUGGAUGAUGAAGACGAGAAGCCUCUGAAGAAAAUGGACGGUCUGAAGAAAAGGCCAUCCCAUUCUCCCAAGGUUGAGAAGUAUGAGCCCGAAGAUGAUGAGGAGGAGAAACCUCUGAAGACAAAAGAAGUUUUAAAGAAAAGUGUGAAAAAGGAAGUUCAUCUGGAUUUUGAAGACGAAGAAGAAUACAAGAAGAAGAGUAAAAAGAGGAAAAGGAACGAAGAAAAGAGGACCCAGGUGAAAGUGAAGAAGGUUGAGGCUUCUCAAGAAAAGGUUAAGAAUGAUAAGAAAGAAAAGAAAGUGUUUGAACUUCCAGGUCAGAAGCAUGACCCACCAGAGAUUAGAGACCCACUGAGGAUUUUCUAUGAAACCCUCUAUGAAAAAGUGCCUACAAGCGAAAUGGCUUCAAUAUGGUUGAUGGAACGGGGAUUGCUUUCUCUAGAGGAGGCUCAGAAGGUAUACGCAAAGAAGCUAAAAAAGAAUCACAAUCAGAAAUUUAGUUCCCCUGCAAAGGUUACUACCCCUGUGAAGAAAUCUUCUACAGUCUUGGUUAAGAAGAAAGUUAAAGUAACCUCCAAAGCAUCGGUGAAAACAACUAAGAAGAAAGUUAUUGAUUCAGAAGAUGAUGACGAAGAUUUCGUCCUUAAUAAAUUGGGCAACAAAACAAAGGUUUCUUGCUGAUAACAGAAAGGUUUGAUUGUAAAUUAUUCCAUCAGUGACAAAUCUCUUUAUUUCAUUUAUCAGUAGUUUGAAUGCUCAAUUAUGGUUUCAUUGAAGGUUUGUUUAGAUCAGCAGCAGUUUGCUCCACUUAUGGGAGAUGCAAUGUGUAUGACAAGCUGAGAUUUGUAGUACUAAAUUUGUAGGAAUUACGUUCCUUUAUGAUGAAAGGAAGAGGAAAUGUAGCAUCAUAGGAUUUAAUGGCUGA
This is a messenger RNA of Dendrobium catenatum, 1159 nucleotides long. Its product is annotated as transcriptional regulator ATRX homolog. The coding region runs from base 34 to 915 and encodes 293 amino acids. Lineage: Eukaryota; Viridiplantae; Streptophyta; Magnoliopsida; Asparagales; Orchidaceae. The transcript is spliced from 6 exons. The record is from RefSeq and is a predicted model, not a curated record.